UUGACGCAUUGUUGCCUUCCCUGGACGUCGAUUUCGAGUGCGGAGUAUAUGACCACGAAGGCUGGAACGACGAAUGGCCCUGGAGCGUAGCAAUUUUCCACCGGAAUCCGAGCACUGGUGCUUCCACACUAACAUGCAGCGGUACCCUGAUCAGCCUGAAACACGUUCUGACAACGGCCGAGUGUGUCGUGAAUCGCACCACCGGGAUACCGUUGCCCGAGGAAGCAUUUGAACUGCACUUUGGCCUGUACCACUUGGAUCAACGGAAUGUGAAUGAGCAAGUACGAUACGCCAGCGAAGUUCACGUCCACCCGGAGCAUUCCGUUAACAACGUAGCGAUACUGGUCACCAACUGGACAGUUAGGAGUCCACCCUAUGUGUCGCAAAUCUGUAUCGUUCCAGAGAACAACGCGGACUUCUGGAACUUGGAGGGUAAACGGGUCUACGUCACUGGGUGGCAAACUGUGGAAACCGGCAAUCCCAACAAUGAUCACCAGUCUUGGAGCAUCCAUAUCCUAGGUCGAGAAGCGUGUGACGAAGUCUCUUUGAGUCUACUGGGGAAUCAGUCAACUCCGGGGCAAUACUGUUCGGACUAUCCUUAUGAAGACGAUUUGAGCAUUGCUGAUCGCGGAUCAGGACUAUACCAUAGGUAUCUGGAAGGUCCUUUGCUUGGAAUUUGGGUUUUGGCCGGCAUGGUUUCAUCAGAAGUGAAAGGUAAUGAUACCGAUAGGUACACUAUGAUUGUCAGUCUGCAGCCGUACAUCAAGUGGAUCGACGGAAUCCUUACCGAUAGGAAAACUCGAAGAAUUAGCGAAAGAGAGUGCGAUCGUUUCAACAGUAUGUCCCAAAAAGCCAGCGGAGUUUGUGAAAAUGCUGGGAGCACUAUCGAUGGAAAUCCACCCCAUGUUGUCAAACUCCUGAACGAAGAUCGAAAAUUCGUUUGCCUUGGAGUACUUGUGGAGGAAAGUCACAUAUUGACCUCUUGUCAAUGCACACGGCAUCCACAUAGACCGACAAAAGCUGAAAUGAGCAAUCACAGCGUAUUGGAUGUUUCAGGAAUAAUCUGUCAUCCAGACAAUAAUCCUGAAAACUUUUAUAGUGAUGUGGCUGUGCUAAAACUGGCAACACCAAUUCAAGUUACCAGUCAACUGAUCCCGGCUUGUUUGGCCAACGCUCGGACGGAAAAACUCAAAGACGCCAUGCUGCAAACCUUGCUCGUAAGGAGCUUAGAUUCGAAAAAACCCUCUCCACAAUCCAAGUACGAGUACAUCGGUACAGAAGAAGAAUGCGACAAAAUACUGCCCCCUCAUUACAAGGACCAGUUCUUCACACCGAACCAGGCUUGUGUGAUCAGCCCCCGAUUGGAAGCGGACCAAUUCAAUGGCAGUAUUGUGCAGUCUGUAGACAGUCGCGCUUGCAGUUUCACAGUGGUUGGCAUUGGAAGCAGCGCGGUGGACAACUCGGACCUCGGUUCGAUUCCGAACAUUGGCAUUGUCAAUCGUGUUGCCCUCGCUCUGGAUUGGAUCGAGGAGGUUGUCUGGGAAGAAGAGUUCCCGACUCGGCCAAACUGGACGUUGGUAGAGAAAGUGACAUCUGGCGCUGCUGCUGGAAGGUCAUACGACCCAUUAGAGCAUUUAUAUAUCGUAGUAUCUCCACUUUUAUUGAUCAAUUGUUUGCUUAUCUUUUAGUCACUUUUUUAUGAAAAAGAUAUAUUGUUCAU
Aedes aegypti (yellow fever mosquito) is the source of this 1720-nucleotide messenger RNA. RefSeq lists its product as uncharacterized. Lineage: Eukaryota; Metazoa; Arthropoda; Insecta; Diptera; Culicidae. Gene Ontology annotation, molecular function: serine-type endopeptidase activity. Gene Ontology annotation, biological process: proteolysis. The record is from RefSeq and is a predicted model, not a curated record.